Molecule: messenger RNA, 2316 nt
Organism: Triticum dicoccoides
Lineage: Eukaryota; Viridiplantae; Streptophyta; Magnoliopsida; Poales; Poaceae
Exons: 2
Coding region: 1-2316 (771 amino acids)
Biological process (GO): protein ubiquitination
Molecular function (GO): protein binding
Source: RefSeq, a predicted model, not a curated record
AUGGAGUCAAUCAACAACAUCGUCAUGGCGCCGUCGCAGCCGCGAAACAAGACCUCGUCGGCGCACCGGUCGACGUUCCUCCGCGGCGAGCACCGCUUCGACAUCGUCGGCUACCGCGCGCGCAAGGAGCUCGGCGUCCGCAACAACGCCCGGUCCGCCGACUUCCAGGCCGGCGGCUGCACCUGGGCCCUCAUCUGCUGCUUCGACGACCCCAAUCCCUACGCGCGGCGUCGCGGCUCCGGGGACCAGAUCCAGCUCGUCUGCAUCACCCUCCAGCUCGUCUCCAACGACGGCCACGACGUGGUCGCCAGGGCCAGCCUCAGGAUCGACGACCCUGCGCCGUCUGGGAAGAAGAAGGGCGGUCCUCGUCGGUGGCCGCCUGCCGUGUGGCGGAGCGACGAGGCCAAAACCUUCCUCGCCGCCGCUCAUGGUCGUGGGUACGACGACGACCCCGAUGAGUGCACCGGCAAGAGCUACUGGGAGCUGCCCGUCCCCGACGGGUUCCGGGAGUCGCUCUACGUCAGGGACGACCGGCUCACCAUCCACUGCACCGUCGACGUCCUGCAAGAGGAGGCCGGCGAGGCCGCAACCAAGAACUGCUCCGUCUCCGUCGUGCCGCCGCCCAGCAUCCUCUGUGAUCUCCGCAAGCUCCUCGACGAGUCGCAGUCGAAGGCAGACAAGACGGACACGCGCUUUGCGACGGACGUGACGUUCGAGGUGGAGCAGACUGAGAUCCGGGCGCACCGGCUCGUGCUCGCCAUGCGGUCGCCGGUGUUUGCCGCCGAGCUGCUCGGGGAGAUGAAGGAGGGCGCCGCGCGCUCCCGCGUCAAGGUCGACGACAUGACCGCCUCCACAUUCAGGGCCAUGCUGCACUUCAUCUAUACCGACGAGCUCAAGCAAAGAAACAACAACCAUGUGGAUGUGGCCAUGGCAGGUGAUUUACUCGUGGCCGCGGAUCGCUACGACUUGGAGAGGCUGAGGCUCAUGUGCGAGAAGAUACUUGCAGACAACAUGGACGCCAGGUCUGUGAUGACGGCACUGAUGCUGGUGCACGGCCGAGAUAGCUGCCGGCGGCUAGAGGCCGCCUGCAUUGAGUACAUGACGUCCGACCCCAACGUCUACGCCGCCGUGGUGGCAACGGAUGAGUACAAGGAGCUCAAGGAAACGUGUGGCGUCUUUGUGUCCGACGUCUUAGAGAAAAUAUGGACGCGGGCAGCGCAGCCACAAAAGAGCGCGUCCAUGUUCAACUCAUCGGAGACGUUCAAAGGCACACACGAGUUCAGAAUCCCUAACUUCAGUGCCAUGCAGCGGAGGUUCGGCAUUGACGAAUGCAUCCGAUCUGGCACUUUCCAGAUCGGCGGCCAUGGCUGGAUUAUCGUCUUGUACCCGUCGGGAAUCCGGGGGUACGGCGAGGAGGAAGACCAAGAGCAGCACAUAGGCCUGUUCCUCAAGAUGAUAACCAGUCCUCCUGGAGCUGAUGACGUGUGGGUGGCGUCUACCUUGAAGAUGUGUGACCCGAGCGGCCAAUUGCCACCGGUCUUCUGUUGGAUUGAUGCCUUCUACACCAUUAAUAAGUUCGUGGGAAUGCACAAGUUCAUUGACCUGGCGUCUACCAAGUCAUGCUACCUCGGACACGAUGGCUCCCUCACCAUACACUGUGACGUCUCGGUCACCAAGGAGUACCCCGGCACCAAUAACGGCACCGCCGCCGCUGCUGAAGCUAUGACCACGGUGAUCUCCGUGCCGUCGUCCAACAUCACCUCGCACCUGGAGAAGCUACUGGUGAGCGAGCAGGGCUCUGAUGUCACAUUCCUGGUCGGAGACACCAAGCUCCGCGCACAUAGGCUUGUGGUCGCCGCGCGUGCGCCGGUCCUUCACAAAGCCAUGGCGGCGAUGGCGGAGCCCGACACCAUGAGCCAUUGCGUUAGGAUGGAUGACAUAGAGGCCUACGUUUUUAGGUGCGUGCUCGACUUCAUCUACACCGACGAGCUGCCCGAGCACUUGGGAAACACCACGACGAUGGCCCGGGACAUGCUGGCUGCGGCGGACCGGUUCGGUCUGGAGAGGAUGAAGGCCAUGUGUGAGAACAUAUUGUGCGAGAACGUCACGGCGGAGAAUGUGGUGGGCACACUGAAGCUGGCGGACCGCCACCAUUGCCAGGGGCUCAAGGACUUCUGCAUGGAGCACAUCUCACAGGCGCAUGUGCUCGGGAAAGUGGUGGAGACUAAGGGGUUCAAGGAUCUAAAAAGCACGUGUCCGUCGCUUCUAGAGGAGAUCAUCAUCAAAAUCUCCAAGUUGUCAACGUUGGAUGGUUAG